AUGGAGAACCAAAUUUCCCGCAAAUCAUCCUCUUCCCCUUCACAGAGUUACCUGGUAGCCUACAAUGCCAUCUGCCUGGCCCUGUGGUCUAUCAUAACCCUCCGAGCUGUUUUCCUCAUACCCACCCUCUUUGCUCUUGGGAAACCCCAAGGUGUUCUCGACGCCCUCUUUCCUCUUCUUAAAUGGACUCAGACAAUAGCCCUCCUCGAAAUCCUCCAUGCCGCCGUCGGCCUCGUCCGAGCCAGCCCCAUCACAACCGCAAUGCAAGUCGCGUCGCGGAUAUUGCUUGUCUGGGUUGUGCUAGACAUGUUUCCACAAGUCGUCUCGACGACGAACAGCUUUGGGAAGUCGGUGCCGGGUUCGACAUUGGGGCCGAUUGCCUUUGCGGGGAUCUUGAUGGCGUGGGGAACUACAGAAGUCAUUCGAUAUGGGUUCUUCGUGUGGAAGGCAGCCAUAAGUGAAAGAGUCCCCGCCGCCCUUACGUGGCUGCGGUACAACACCUUCUUCGUCCUAUAUCCCAUUGGCAUCUCGAGCGAAUGUCUGCUUAUGUACCUGGCAUUGACCCCUGCAGCGAAGCAAGGACAGCGGCUCGAUCUAUUGUUGAAGAUUGUUCUCCUCAUUUACGUACCGGGCAGCUAUAUUCUCUACACUCACAUGAUGGCCCAGCGGCGCAAAGUCAUGAAGGGGAAAGGAAAGUCUGCUUGA
Molecule: messenger RNA, 705 nt
Organism: Cladophialophora psammophila CBS 110553
Lineage: Eukaryota; Fungi; Ascomycota; Eurotiomycetes; Chaetothyriales; Herpotrichiellaceae
Product: 3-hydroxy acyl-CoA dehydratase
Exons: 1
Coding region: 1-705 (234 amino acids)
Biological process (GO): sphingolipid biosynthetic process; very long-chain fatty acid biosynthetic process; fatty acid elongation
Cellular component (GO): endoplasmic reticulum membrane
Molecular function (GO): 3-hydroxyacyl-CoA dehydratase activity
Source: RefSeq, a predicted model, not a curated record